AUCGAAUCGACCGCGCGAUAGUUCACGGCGGCGGUACGGGGAGCUUCGUCGGGCACAUUUUCAUGGUCGAGGAAGGAGCAGCGAGCGCAUUUUGAUGCGUGAUCCUUCGUUGUCGGGCUGACUUGCGUUCGCGUCGACUUGCCUGAAGUGUGGUUUGACGGGCGACUCGACACGGUGCGUGAGUGGCGAGGAUGAGCGAGAACGCGGAAAUCCCGGCCGCGCCGCAGGCCGAAGAUCUGGCCAGGGCGGAGAUGUACAAGGAAGAGGCGAACGAGUAUUUCAAGAAUCAAGUGUACGACAAAGCUAUCGAACUGUAUACCAAAGCCAUAGAAUUAAAUCCGUCGAUAGCCGUGUACUAUGGCAAUAGAAGUAUUUCCUACCUGAGGACUGAAUGUUUCGGUUACGCGUUGACAGACGCGUCCAAAGCCAUCGAGUUGGAUAGAAAUUAUAUAAAGGGUUAUUAUCGCAGAGCCGCUGCUUAUAUGUCACUGGGCAAGUUCAAGCUGGCGCUUACGGAUUACAGAACCGUUAUGAGAGCUAAGCCAAAUGACAAGGAUGCCAUGGCGAGAUUUACGGAAUGCUCCAAGAUGGUCAAAAUGUUAGCAUUUCAAAAGGCUAUCUCGGUAGAAGAAAAAAAAAAUAUAGCCGACAUGAUCAAUCUAGAAGCCAUGGCCAUUGAGGAUGAAUACACAGGGCCUAAAUUGGUCGAUGGAAAAGUCACAUUACAAUUUAUGCAAGAAUUAUUAGAAUGGUAUAGAAAACAAAAUAAACUGCAUCGUAAAUAUGCUUACAAGAUCCUGUUGGACGUUAAAUCAUGGUUCAUGGCACAACCUAGUUUAGUGGACAUCACAAUUCCUGAAGAUAGCAAAUUCACUAUUUGCGGUGAUAUACACGGACAAUAUUAUGACUUGCUUAAUAUAUUUAAGUUAAAUGGAUUGCCAUCAGAAACUAAUCCAUAUUUAUUUAAUGGAGAUUUUGUAGAUAGAGGCUCUUUCUCUGUAGAAUGCAUAUUCACUUUAUUUGGUUUUAAGUUAUUAUACCCUAAUCACUUUUUCAUGUCAAGAGGCAAUCAUGAAUCAGCAACGAUGAAUCAAAUGUAUGGAUUUGAUGGUGAAGUCAAAGCUAAAUAUUCAACCCAGAUGGCGGAAUUGUUUACAGAAGUAUAUAACUGGCUUCCUCUUGCACACUGUCUUAACAAUAAAAUACUCGUGAUGCAUGGCGGCUUGUUCUCGCGGGACGACGUUACAUUGCAAGAGAUCAGGGAAAUCGAUCGAAACAGGCAACCACCUGACGAGGGACUGAUGUGCGAACUGUUGUGGUCAGAUCCGCAGCCGCAAAUAGGCAGAGCACCCAGCAAGCGAGGCGUAGGCGUUCAGUUCGGGCCUGACGUCACGCAAAAUUUCCUCACGACGAAUUCCCUCGAUUAUAUCGUGAGGAGUCACGAGGUCAAGAAUGACGGUUUCGAGGUCGGGCAUGAUGGGAAAUGUAUUACAGUAUUCUCCGCUCCGAAUUACUGCGAUACCAUGGGUAACCGAGGUGCCUUUAUCACACUUAACGGUAAAGACAUGAAACCUUACUUCACGUCGUACGACGCAAUGCCUCAUCCAAACGUAAGGCCGAUGGCUUACGCCAACUCUCUACUAAAGUUCAUGUGCUAGUGGAAUACUCCCUAGGAACACAAUGAAUUUCCUGUAUUAUAUAAAGUGCAUGCGACGAAUGCAUAAUAUUGAUGGGUACAAAAGCGAGAAAGGUUUGCUUAUUUUUACAACAGGCAAACAGUUUUACCGAGUUUUCUUAUCUAUGAUAAGAAAAACGACUCAUCAGACAUCAACUAGCAACUUUGUGUUCGUUUGUAAUAAAAUAACGCGAAAAAAACGUUUCUAUUUUGUACCCUCAAUCUGCAACCACCUUGCUCGUUAAAGACGUAUCCGUGCGCGCACACACACACACACGCGCGCGCGCGCGCGCACGCACACACACACACACACACACACACACACACACA
Messenger RNA from Dinoponera quadriceps, 2005 nucleotides. It is a transcript of the gene PpD3, whose product is annotated as serine/threonine-protein phosphatase 5. Bases 192 to 1658 code for a protein of 488 amino acids. Lineage: Eukaryota; Metazoa; Arthropoda; Insecta; Hymenoptera; Formicidae. Gene Ontology annotation, molecular function: protein binding; protein serine/threonine phosphatase activity. The transcript has 9 exons. The record is from RefSeq and is a predicted model, not a curated record. Gene Ontology annotation, cellular component: cytosol; nucleus.